AUGAGGGCCCAAAAACGAAAGAUAGUGAUGUUUGUCGACAAUUGCACAGCUCACAACAAUAUGCCAAAAUUGGAGUACGUUAAAUUAUUGUAUUUACCCGCUAAUACAACAGGUAAAUUGCAGCCCAUGGAUCAGGGUAUUAUCAACAACUUAAAAGUGUACUACAGAAAGGAAGUUGUGCAAUAUGUUCUAAAGUCUAUAAAAGAUGAUAAAAGCCCUGAAAUCAACAUACUACAGGCCAUGAGUUUUGCAAGAAAAGCUUGGUUUUCAGUUAGCAAAACCACAAUAAGUAAUGGUUACAAAAAAGCUGGAUUCAAAGUGACGAAUGUAUCUGAACCUGAGAACCUACAAGAAGAGGUAGAGACCAUUGCAAGAUUUCCAGAAUGGAACAAACUAAUUUUCACCUGUAGGAACAACGAAAAUGACCAGCAGCCGAGUUUUCAGGAUUUCGUUUCUAUGGACGAUGAUGUAAUAAUUUCAGAAGAUCUUACUGAUGACGAAAUCGUUUCUACGUAUUCUUCUUUGGAGACUGAAGCAGAAAUAGAAGAAGUUUAUGAAGAAACUUCAGUAAACAUUUCAAAGCGUGAGGCAAUGGAAGCUUUGGAGACUUUGCAUAAGUAUUUUGAGAUGUCAAAUAUUGACGAUCAAAGAAUUUUUGAUCAAAUUUAUGCCAUCGAGAAACAGGUUUUAGCAACUAGCCAUCAAAUACAAACCAAUAUAACCGAUUACUUGAAGUCAUAA
Neodiprion virginianus is the source of this 741-nucleotide messenger RNA. RefSeq names its product tigger transposable element-derived protein 6-like. The record is from RefSeq and is a predicted model, not a curated record. Bases 1 to 741 code for a protein of 246 amino acids. The transcript has a single exon. Gene Ontology annotation, molecular function: nucleic acid binding. NCBI's taxonomy places the organism in Eukaryota, Metazoa, Arthropoda, Insecta, Hymenoptera, Diprionidae.